UGAAGCGUUUGCGAAGACUACAUUUACACGGGUCGAGAAUUGAAGUCUCCUGGCAGAGUCUCCGUUUCUUUCUUUCGGGGCACGGUCGGAACUAGAGAGUUUCCCGGUCAAGAUGCGGAUACCAGCGAUCGCAUUCCUUCUCCUAACCCUCGCCAUCGGACAUGCGGUGUCUUUAAAAUGCUUCCAGUGCUACUGGUUGUCGGACCAAGGGAGGGGGGAGUUUGGGCCCAGGGCUUGUAGGGAUCCCUUCAAUUCAAACAGCACACGAGUGCGAGAAGAGACCUGUCGACAGAACAACCAGUGCCGUAAAGAAUAUGCAACCACACCCGGAAGUGACGUCAUCGAGGAGGUGAGCAGAGGAUGCACGCCCUUUUGCGAGGAAAAAUGUCAAGACGGCACCGUGCUUGAAAAGCCUGUCAGGAUCUGCUCUCAUUGCUGCUCAGAUAACUUUUGCAACCGCGCAGGUGCGGUGACCUUCGGACCCGUCACCAUGAUAGCUUCAGCUAUUACAGCGGCAGUCGCAAGUGUUUUCUAAAACUUGAAUGAUCAUUACGUUGUCUGGAAUUAAUUUGUUCAUUCCUGUUAUCAAAUUGUCAUCCAGAAAACCUCCAAGAACACUUGAUUUGGAAUCCUGCACAAGCUGCUAAUGAAGUACUUAUAGGUGUAGAAUCUGACUUAUGAAUCAAAGUCCAUCAGGCCAGAAAAAAAGUCUCCGGUUUCUGAUCAGGAGCUGGCUCCAAAAGUGGUGCGGCGACUCGACCUUUUUCUUUAACCUGACCUUUUUGGGGGAAAUAUAUGGUGUAUGAUAACACGCGAUGUCCAUCGUGACUGCCCCGCACUUUUACUGCUUGCAGCAUUUUAAACUUUCCAUGCACACAGGACAUAAGACCAGCUCGUUUGUCUUGUUCCCAGAUGUAGAUUUAUUAUACAGAAACGACAUCAUCCAAAAAAGAGUGCCCGACUAAAUGUAUGAGGAACUGGAGGCACUUCCUUACUGCACAUACCACUCAACCAUACCGCAUCAAAAACGCGUUAAAAUUACACAGUAGCAGGACUCCAGUCGAUUAAGCAAGUUUGGCAGCUUUGGCGUUGGCCUUUUACACCAAAUAAAAAAAACUUUUCUUUUAUUUUGCCAAUGCACAGGUCUACAACGACUUGCGCUGACUAGAACCUGGAGACUUUUUUGGGGGGGGGGCUUUACACCUUUAAUUUUUGUUGCUUGCUCAAAUGUAACAACUACAGCUAUAGCUGUCGAAUAACGCUGCUCUGUACUGAGUGUUUUAUUCAUUCAUUGAAAUGUUAUACUCAUCUGAUUUCUUUGAAAAAGUUUUACACAAAGACGAUUGUUUCAAUAUAUCUAUUGUUUUUAAGCAAAGAUCUGUAAAUUAAAAGCAAAAUCUGCCGGAUUUUGUAUCUUAAAGUGUAGC
Messenger RNA from Acanthaster planci (crown-of-thorns starfish), 1427 nucleotides. RefSeq lists its product as uncharacterized. NCBI's taxonomy places the organism in Eukaryota, Metazoa, Echinodermata, Asteroidea, Valvatida, Acanthasteridae. The record is from RefSeq and is a predicted model, not a curated record.